CCCAACUCUAUCCGUACAUUCAGUCUGGCUUUGUUGAAUUCAAUCACAAAACUCCAACACACCAAUAGUUGGCUGAGUUGGCACCCACUCCAAGGAUGUCGCGGGCCUUGGACAGUGAGACCGCCGCGUCCCUGAAGAAAGGGGACCCCCUGACAGCAUUCCAAGCCAUUUCCAAUGUCCUGGCCCUGCCAUCCGAAGGCCUUCUGGAAAUCGAGAUUCUCGGCAGAAGCCACAUCUUCGAGAAGGAACAGUACGUUCUUCAAGACGGGCACGCCAUAGGGAUCUCCAAACUGGGUCUUGUACAGGCCUUCAUGGUUGCCCGGCAGCAACUGAGGCAUCAUCUCGACGGGAUCAAGCCACUACCAGACGACGACCUGUCCGCCGCGACGGCAGUCAUCCUGCUCUUUGAUCCAGAGCAUCUCACGGCCGCCAACGCUCGGAAGCGUCUUAUCCAGAGGCUACUAUCCGGCUGUCAGAGUGACGCACGAGCGAGACUCGAGAGGGAGAAGCGCUUUGUGGACGGCCUCCUGACGAGCAGGCUACACAGGCAUACCAAAUCGCCCACUCUCUGGAGCCAUCGCCGCUGGCUUCUCGGCCUGUCCACCUCGCUUGGAGUACCCAUUGACGUGCUGAGAGAUAUCAGGGACGUUGUGUUCGUGGCGGGGGAGAGACAUCCCCGGAAUUACUAUGCAUGGUGUCAUGCCCGCUUCUUGAUGGGCUCGGGCAGGGACAUCAAUCUCCCAGCGGUAUUGGCAGAGGUGCAGGCCUGGUGUUUUCAACACUACACCGACAUAUCCGGCUGGUCGUUCCUCUACUUCCUUCUCGACGCUGGGAACAUCGCGAACAGGGGCUCCCAGUGUUCGACCUUCACCGAGGUCCUCAGCCUUGUCAAAUCGCUUCGCCUGACGAACGAAUCUGUCUGGGUCUUUCUGCGGACUGUUGCCGCAACAGGGCUUGUUGGAGAAGACCAAUAUUCUCACUUUCUCGGGGCUCAGGCAGCCGUUCUUGAGAACUCAAGACUGCAGUCCGACCAGGCUGUCUUGCGAGCUGCUCUCGAAUGUCAACCAACAGUCACGCCCAGGAAGAUUUAA
Messenger RNA from Parathielavia appendiculata, 1091 nucleotides. RefSeq lists its product as uncharacterized. Gene Ontology annotation, cellular component: cytoplasm. The record is from RefSeq and is a predicted model, not a curated record. Gene Ontology annotation, molecular function: protein prenyltransferase activity. Gene Ontology annotation, biological process: protein prenylation. Bases 96 to 1091 code for a protein of 331 amino acids. The transcript has 2 exons. Lineage: Eukaryota; Fungi; Ascomycota; Sordariomycetes; Sordariales; Chaetomiaceae.